GAACUGUCAAACUGCAACAGCAUAACCUUCACGCUGAAAAUAACAUUUUGUUGGUAUAAUUUCGACUACCCCUCGUGGGGAAAGACUAUUUUACAACCAAAUUACAUAAAUUCAUAGCUGUUUUAAGUGUGUCUCGUAAAUUAAUCUCAAUCAAUAUAUAAUUAUAAAUCAUUUCUAGUAACGAAUAUGGGCAACACGAUAACCAGCGUCCGUAUGGAAGCGGCACCUCAAAUGCCUAAAGAUCAUGUACACAUGGCUGCCACUGGCGCUUCUCCACCACCAGAAUGCCCAAUGCACCAGAAAGGAGGCGCAGCACCACCACAACGGCCUAAAGAGCAAUUGGUAACCACUGCCACAGCGCCAGCUUCAGAGUGUCCCGUACAACACGGUAACAAUGAUGUUAAUCCACUUAAUAUGAUGCCACCUGCCAAUCAACAACCAGCGCCAGAUCAACCAUUUCCCUUGUCGACGGAUAGACAAACAUCAAGCAUACCAAAGGUAUCAGAAGAUGGCAGUCAACAGUUCUGGCAAUAUCCUAGUCAACAAAUGUUUUGGAAUGCAAUGUUGCGCAAAGGUUGGCGGUGGAAGAAUGAAGAUAUAUCACAAAAAGAUAUGGGCGAUAUUAUUUUCAUUCACAAUGCCAACAAUGAGCAGGCAUGGAAAGAAGUACUUAAAUGGGAAGCGCUACAUGCUAAGGAAUGUGGUAAUCCACGUUUGAAGAGUUUCGGUGGUAAAGCUGCAGAUUACAGUCCCCGCGCACGUAUUCGUAGCUGGCUAGGCUAUGAAUUACCCUUUGAUCGUCACGACUGGAUUGUUGACCGUUGUGGCAAGGAUGUACGUUAUGUAAUCGAUUAUUAUGAUGGUGGCGUUGUAGACAAAGAUUAUAAAUUUGCAAUUUUGGAUGUACGUCCUGCUUUGGAUUCCGUGGACAAUGUUUGGGAUCGUAUGCGUGUGGCUUAUAUGCGUUGGAAAUUCGCAGCAUUAGAUUCGCUAUCUGGCAGCCGAACGGAGGCUACCAGUGGCAAAGUUGACCAAUAAACCGAAGUUUUAUAUUGGUAUCUCGUAUAAAAAAACAGAGAUAUUUAGUUAAUUAUUUUACUCCUGCUGGAUUACACUAACUUGUCUACUAGUAUGUACAUAUUUAACUGAUAAGCUACUCAAUUAAAAAAAUAUAAUAUUUACAGAAAUUAAUAGUUUAUUGACUUCUGCGUUGUACCUUAAGUUUACGAUUUCUUUUACUAUAAAUUCAGAUAUAAUGACAUUAGCGAGACAAAAUCAUUAUUUGAUUUAAAUUCAAAAUUAAUAAAGAAAUUGAUGGCAUUAAA
Molecule: messenger RNA, 1325 nt
Organism: Ceratitis capitata (Mediterranean fruit fly)
Lineage: Eukaryota; Metazoa; Arthropoda; Insecta; Diptera; Tephritidae
Gene: Cchl
Product: cytochrome c-type heme lyase
Exons: 3
Coding region: 187-1038 (283 amino acids)
Biological process (GO): cytochrome c-heme linkage
Cellular component (GO): mitochondrion
Molecular function (GO): holocytochrome-c synthase activity
Source: RefSeq, a predicted model, not a curated record